AUAGGCUAUUUUUAUCCCAGUGAUGUUUUCUUCGUGAUUCUGAAUCAUCUCUCCCGUACGAUCCCGACUGGACUGGCGACUUCAGCUCAGCUAACUUUUAUUAUUACUGGAAGUGGAAGAGUAUCCAAAGCCCAAAGGAAAUUGUUGGUAUCGAUGCCAAGAAGAUUGACUUGCUUCAAUAGGUGACCGAACAGUCAUACCAAGCAGACUCAUACAAAAAGAGAUCCCAAAUUCCAGUGACAUAACAACGAGAAGCCCUCAUCAUGCAGGCUUUGUUUGGGAAAAGAAAGACCCCGGAGCAGAUGCUGAAGCAGAACCAGAGAGCUUUGAAUAAAACGAUACGAGAAUUAGACAGAGAGAGGACUCGUAUGGAGCAACAGGAGAAGAAGGUUAUAGCUGAUAUCAAGAAGAUGGCAAAGCUAGGCCAGAUGGAUGCAGUGAAGAUCAUGGCUAAGGAUUUAGUGAGAACAAGGAACUUUGUCAAAAGAUUUAUCUUGAUGAAAGCAAACAUCCAGGCAGUGGCAUUGAAAGUACAGACGUUACGAUCCCAAAGUGCUAUGGCUAACGCUAUGAAAGGUGUCUCCAAGGCAUUAAAAACAAUGAAUUCUAAGAUGAAAUUGCCUCAGAUAGAGAAAAUAAUGAGGGAGUUUGAACGAGAAUCAGAGAUCAUGGAUAUGAAGGAAGAAAUGAUGAAUGAUGCAAUUGAUGAUGUCAUGGAAGGAGAUCAAGAUGAAGAAGAGAGUGAUGCCAUUGUGUCUCAAGUCCUUGAUGAACUGGGUCUGUCAUUAUCAGAUGAUCUAGUUGGUAUCCCGACCACAGGAGGAGCCCUCAAUACCAAGAACAAGGAAUCCGGUAAGGUACCCGUUGCUGAAGGAGUAGGUGAUGCUGACGCUGAUCUUCAAGCUAGACUUGAUAACCUUCGGAGAGAAUAGAAAAUACCAGAAAGCAAAUAGACUUUACACAGCCUUUCAGAGCGACAUCCGUCAAAUGCUUUCGCUGAGCAAGGAUAGACAAUUUUAGGAAAGAAUAGAAGUCGGAAACUUCAGAUACUUUCAACAGUAUGUAUGUCUGACCCACCAGGCACAGAUCCAGCCGAAUUAGACACAUUUCAGGGGUCAUAUUGUUUUUAUACAAUAGUGGGCCUCUCAAAACUGUUAUGUCUAAAACCCCUAUUCCACAGAGAGCUUUGCAAGACCUCUGAAAGACUGCUGUAAGAACAAGAAACUUGCUUGAUCUUUCAAAGGUCUUUCAAUAAAAUUUCAAAGAUCUCUCAGGUCUUCCACGCUUCCUGAUUGAUCUUUCAGUGGUGUCCAUGAUCUCCAAAACUGUUUGAAAUGCUUCAAAAGAGUCUUUUUGCAGCCUUUCAGGAAAAUUGUCUUUUGAUGCUCUCUCAACGGUCUUUCAGGAAAAUGGUCUUUUGAUGCUCUUUCAGCAGUCUUUCAGUGGUCUCUUGAUGAACUUUCAAAGUUCAAAUUAGUCUUUCCAUGAUCUUUUGACAGUUUCUUUUUUUGUGGAGAUUGCUGAAAGACUCAUGAGAGAUCCUAGAAAGAUCAUUGAAAGAUCACUGAAAGAAGUGAAAGUCCAGGAAAGUCCAUUGAAAGAAUCUUGAAAGAUCAAUUGUUGCAUAAAAGAUCUCUGAAAGGCCAUUGAAAGAUCUUUAUAGGACUAGUCUAAGCCCAGUAAGACAAGAAGUACCAAUCACUUUUUUGGAGUACUUUGAGGGUCUUUCAGAGCCAUUCCACAGAGAUGACAAAUUUCAGUGAUCUUGGAGACUUGUAAGACCUGGCCAAUUUUUGGUGUUUCAAAGGUCCUUCAAAGGUCUCCCUUUUUGUGGGAUGUGGGCCUUAGUUGGCUGGAUCCUCACCUGUGACCCACUAUAUGUGAGAGUUUCCUGAAAUGUUUCAGCUCUGUUUUGUAGGUUAUAUGAAAAGAUGUAAUGCUCUCAAAUUAUCAUAGCAUGAGUGGUUUUUCAAGUGAAGAAAGAAUGGAGAAAAAUAGGACCAGUCACACAAAAAAGUUGUUACCUUAUGGAAUCUGCUUUCAGCCUUUUAUUGGGAGAGCACAUACUUAGUAAUCAAUAACAAAAUCAUGAUAAGACUGAUGCUAACUUGCAAGAGAUGUUUUAAAUUCUUAGGAGAGAGAAGAGUUUCCAAAAUGAAACGGGGGGCCUGUUGCAGAUUAAUAAGCAUUUAAAUGCAACUAAGAAAAUCAAAUGCAAGUCUCGGAUACUCGCUCGUGAUUGGUUAAAGAUCAAGUUGCAUUUGAUGUUUAUAAUGUUUGAUUACAAUUCUUUUUGCAAGUGCUCCAGGGCUCUAUUAACCCUAAUUCUCCCGGGGGGGGGGGGCCAUUAUGGCCCCCCCUCGACAAUUUUCGCGAUAUAUCUGCUGCGCAAAAUUUUUUGACCUCGCGGCUCACAGACUUUUUACUUUCAAGUCUCGCGCAAAUUUUGAGACCAAAUUUGUGAAGCCCGGGUACGCGGUUACGACAUUACGCAACAUUAUGUAAGUGCAUGUCAGACCCAAAUUUGCUCAUAAACGUGAUUUCAUGUACAAAUCCAAUGCAAAUUGUGUAUUUGGCCAAAAUUCAUAAAUGUAUCAUUAUUUCUACUUUUAAUGAUUAAACUUAAUUAAUUUUGCCUUGUUUAUGAUCAGAAUUAAGUCUGGAACGAUUUCCAUUGAAAAAACAAUAAAAAACAAAAAGUAAAAAAACAAAGAAAUACAUAAGAAAUUUAAAAAAAAUAAAAUACAUAAGAAAUCGGUCUUGGUACCAGAAUUUUUUUCAUUCACAAUUGUUAGGAAUGCUAUAAAGAAUAUUUUCACCAAAAAAUAGCAUUCUAGGAGCUUUAUUUAGUGAAUCAGAGCAAAAAGUAUGAUUUCAUGAAUAAAUUAGCAUAAUUAAUUCAUAUAAAAUAGAAAUAUAUGAAUUCAGUGAAAUUUACCAAUGCAACUGCGUAGAUUACGUCAUUCUCUACCAUCAUGCAAAUUUUCGUUGUGAUCGCGCAAUCCACGGCUGAGAUCUUAAGGGGGGGUCAUAAUGCCCCCCCCCCCCCUGGGAAUGACAA
Lytechinus pictus (painted urchin) is the source of this 3061-nucleotide messenger RNA. RefSeq names its product charged multivesicular body protein 2a-like. Gene Ontology annotation, cellular component: multivesicular body; ESCRT III complex. The record is from RefSeq and is a predicted model, not a curated record. Gene Ontology annotation, biological process: protein transport; endosome transport via multivesicular body sorting pathway; late endosome to vacuole transport. The transcript is spliced from 6 exons. Lineage: Eukaryota; Metazoa; Echinodermata; Echinoidea; Temnopleuroida; Toxopneustidae. Bases 264 to 932 code for a protein of 222 amino acids.